Fusarium vanettenii 77-13-4 is the source of this 912-nucleotide messenger RNA. RefSeq lists its product as uncharacterized. The record is from RefSeq and is a predicted model, not a curated record. NCBI's taxonomy places the organism in Eukaryota, Fungi, Ascomycota, Sordariomycetes, Hypocreales, Nectriaceae. The transcript has 3 exons. Bases 1 to 912 code for a protein of 303 amino acids.
AUGCCUAGACCUGCGUCCCUCCGUGACAUCAUCCGCCAGCAUCCACGUGAGCGGCUUCUAGUCCAGCCUCUUGAGUGGACGGCGCGUCAUCUCGAGCUUCUGCAUUGCUCCUUUGAAGAGGAAAAAUCAGAAGACGGAAGCCCCGAAAAGGAGGAUGGGCUGGAGAAUAAUGGAGAAGAUGUUCAAAUUCCUGAUGCAAACGAGUCAGGGAAAAAGAAGCCUGCCGAUCGAUGGGUUCGUACGGCUGAGCGUCUAGCAACCUAUGAAAUGAAGACGGCGGCCAUCAAGAAGCUCUUGGCAGAAGUCGACGGGCCUCUAAAAUUCCUCCGGCCAUUUGGAUAUUUCUGCUACGGCUCCGAGCAUGAAUUUCGCCUGCACGGCGCCGUCUUUUCGGAGCGUGCAGCCGGAACACAGGCACCCGUGUUCGCUUUUAUGCAACGCGGCAUGAUUAGGAUACAACGUGAAGGCGUUUUUUCUCUGCCUCGGCCAAGGAGACCUAACCCUCCCGCUGAGCUUAUCAGGAAGCUGAGGUUGAAGCAAAUAGAGCCAUCUGAUCCAUGGUGUGACCCAUACAUCCUGGCUGUUCUUAUAGGGUUGUCACAGUCACAGGCACAGAACCAGUCUUUGGAAAAGGACUCGGAAGGUAAGGGUCGACCUGAUGUUUUCAAGGUUUGCGCUGUGCUUGUGGACGAGACAAACAAAGACACGAUGGGAUUCUACACUGCAACUAUCUCUGCCGAGUUUCUCAGCAAGUUCGAGUACCCAGACGGCCUAAAGCCCACAAAAGCGACACUAUCAUCUUCUUUGUGCAUCAAGCAUAGGAAGAUGGCGUUUCAACCAUAUUCGACUUUAAGGGAAAGGCUGAUCGAAGCAAUGUCACCUUGUUUUGAGGAUGCUAAGGCCAGCCAGUAA